Molecule: messenger RNA, 1130 nt
Organism: Nothobranchius furzeri (turquoise killifish)
Lineage: Eukaryota; Metazoa; Chordata; Actinopteri; Cyprinodontiformes; Nothobranchiidae
Product: transmembrane protein 182
Cellular component (GO): membrane
Source: RefSeq, a predicted model, not a curated record
GUUACUGAAGCUUCUUUCCUCCCAGCAUGCCAGGGAGUGGCAGGGACAUUCAUGUUUUUUUCUUUUGGGCAGGGUUUGGACAGAUGAUUUAAAGUGGACACCAACAAGGAGCUAAGACACAUUUUAUCGACAUCAUCAUGAGAGUUGGAGCGGCAGCCUUGGCUGGGGGGACUUUGGGGGUUUUGGGGACCCUGUGUUUGAUCGUGGCCUUUGCUACGGACUACUGGCUGUUGGUGAAGGAGAACUGUUGGUACCACCCUGCCCAGACCACAAUGACACUGAGCAAAGACACCAACAGCACAGAGGUUCAAUCAGGAGAAGCAGCAACUGCAAAUGGGAUGUUCACGCUGCACCAUGAGGGAUUCUUCCGGUACUGUGUGCUGCGGGGGGACUCCGAGACGCAAGUCUUCCAGGCCUUUUACACUUAUCAGAAGCUGUGCACCCGUGGCUACCUCUUCCCUCUGCCAGUUGCACACGAAAACGUUCCUGAUCCAGCAUUUGAUGCUACUGCAGUGUUCCGGGGGUUCUGGACCGUUUUCAUCAUCCUUGGGCUGUUUGCAGCUCUGGUGGGAAGCUUCCUCCUGGUCUGCGGUGUUCCCUUCAUCAGCCACAAGCUCUACAAAGUGGGCGGAGCUUUCCUGAUCGCAGCUGGUUGCCUUUUCUUGUCCACGCUUCUGUUCUACGCCCUGUGGGUGGAGCUGGUGGAUGUGAGGAGCUAUAUUCUGCAGGAGAGGAGAGCGUGGUGUCCAGAUGCUUACGUGGACGUGUACUACGGCCAGUCGUUCAUGGUGGCGGCGGCCGGCGUGCCUCUGGAGAUCUCGUCUGGGCUGGUCUUCAUGCUGGUGGGGCGUGCGCUCCGUUCCAGACAGUGAGCCGCGUUAGAGCGAGGAACUGACAUUUCUACGUCCUGCACUGGGACUCACAGCACACCAACUGGACAGGAAGUGGUUUACAUGCACUCAUAAUGAACAUGAACUCCUCUGGUCCUACAACGAUUUAGAACAAUGUAGACGAUUGCAGGUUUCUAUUCUAAUUUAAAUAUGGAAACAUUAUAGAAUUUCUUCAUAUGAAUGAAAUAAAAGUGAUAACGUGAGCCUGUUUUCCCAGAGAGCAUGAUGGGAAACUGAAAA